Messenger RNA from Bicyclus anynana (squinting bush brown), 410 nucleotides. RefSeq lists its product as uncharacterized. Bases 25 to 378 code for a protein of 117 amino acids. The transcript is spliced from 2 exons. NCBI's taxonomy places the organism in Eukaryota, Metazoa, Arthropoda, Insecta, Lepidoptera, Nymphalidae. The record is from RefSeq and is a predicted model, not a curated record.
GAUGAAGUUGAACGUCGUGUUAGAAUGUACGCCACAAAUACAAAUGUUAAGAGUACAGUACCAAUUUGGACAGGUGCUUCAUCUGUAAGAAACGAAAUCCCAGCGAUAAAUUUAAAGGACAAGUUGAACCGGCAACUGCAAGUACCUCAGUACAUAUGGAAGGUGGUUAAAGAUCAACUCGCAAUAAUCCACGUCAACGUUCCUGACUUAACGUUGUCUACUGCAUCAUCUUACAUCCUAUGCGAGGAUAUCUGCAACACAGUACACUGGAUGGUAUACGGACAUUGGCAAGACGUUGACAAAGGUUUCAUCUACUGCUGCAGUAUAAAGGAUUUUGAAAAGGCCUUCGACUACGAUGGUUACGGAAUCUUUGAAUGAUUAUUCAUUGUCUGGCGGGAUUCACAUUUAAG